Messenger RNA from Syngnathoides biaculeatus (alligator pipefish), 7239 nucleotides. It is a transcript of the gene phlpp2, whose product is annotated as PH domain and leucine rich repeat protein phosphatase 2. Gene Ontology annotation, molecular function: protein binding. Bases 315 to 4628 code for a protein of 1437 amino acids. The record is from RefSeq and is a predicted model, not a curated record. NCBI's taxonomy places the organism in Eukaryota, Metazoa, Chordata, Actinopteri, Syngnathiformes, Syngnathidae. The transcript has 19 exons.
CACAGGACUAAAUUGUGUCAUAGGCUCCAGCAUGUAUGUGGAGGUUCGUCGUGUGGCUCCGAAAGGGGCGGUGCCUGCCGAGUAAUAAGUAGCCAGGCCCCGCCCAUGUCAUGUGCAUCGAUCCGGGCAGCGGAGGCCCUCCCGCAGGCAGGCAGGCAGCCAGGCAGCUGUCGUCUCCGGGGGGCUCGCUGGCUAUGGCGCUCCGGCUCCGCGUGAGGCUCCCCGUGGGAAUUCGCCGCCAGCCGCCUCCCGCCCCCGUCACCGCCGCGCCACGCGAACUCUUCGGCGGUCUCCGCGGGUAGCGAGCCGCCCCCAUGGCGAUGGAGGACCAGGCUGGCGGCACCGCCGCCGCCGCCGCCGGCGAGAGAGACGACAGCGGGGCUUGCGUCGACAGGCAGCCGGACGCGGUGCUCCACCGAGUCGGACCCGUCCACGUCGGAGGUCGCGGCGGCCGCAGCGGUAUACGAGUGCUAAAGCGCAACAUGAAGCGGGCGGGGAGUCGCGGCUGCAUGACGAGAAAGAGCCGAUUCGGAUCCCGGGAACGCGACUGGCUGAAGAGCGACACCCGGCGGGGCUGCGUGUGUCUGUACGGCGCCGCGGCGGACCCCCAGCUGACUACCACCGGACCCCAGGCGUCCUCCACCCCUCAACCCGACCUGCAGCUGGUGCUCUGCUCCACCAGCACAACGGCGGAGGAGAUGUGCGCCCAGAGGGACGGGCGGGGCCUCUUUGUCCAACUGCACGGAGAUCUGGUCAGGAGGCUGGAGCCCACCGAGCGUCCACUCCAGAUGCUCUACGACUAUCUGGCCGCGAUGGGCUACGCCGACCCGGUGCGAGUGCAGCAAGAGGCUGCCAAUUCGGACCUCAGCUGCUUGAUCCGCUUCUACGGCGAGCGACCAGUGAACGCGGACCAGCAGGAGCGCACGCUGCUGAAGGGCGUGUUCAGCGUUCGCAAGGGCAAGACGCAGCUGCACAAGUGGGCCGAGCGGCAGGUCAUCCUCUGCGGAACGUGUCUCAUCGUGGCCUCCGUCAAAGACAGCCUGACCGGCAAGAUGCACAUCCUGCCCCUGGUGGGGGGGAAGGUGGAGGAGGUGAAGAGGAGACAACACUGUCUGAUGUUCAGCUCCGCAGGAUCGCAAGCUCAGACGUACUUUGUCAAUUUCGACACACUGGCUGACUACCAGCGAUGGCAUCGACAGGCAUCCAAAGUGGUGUCGCAGACAAUUAGCCUGGUGGACCUGUCGUGCUACAGUCUGGAGGCGGUGCCCGAGUAUUUGUUCUACAGCCAAGACGUGACCCACCUCAACCUGCGACACAACUUCAUGAGCCUGGGAGGGCCUGGAGGUCUCCUCCACCUCCCCAGAUUCUCACAGCUGAAGAGCUUGAACUUGUCUCACAACCGUCUGGGCGUCUUCCCCGAAUGUGUGUGCGAGAUCCUCACCCUCACCGAGCUCUGCCUCUCCUGCAACAAUCUCCACGCCGUACCCGCGCAGAUCGGCAACCUCCAAAGCCUCCAAACGCUGUCUCUGGAUGGAAACCGCCUGAGCUCCCUGCCCAACGAGCUGGGUGGACUGUCCCAGCUCAGCAGUCUCGGCCUGUCUUUCAAUGACUUCAAUCACGUACCCGCCGUGCUGGAGAGACUGAGUGCCGUGGACAAAUUGGCGAUGGCCGGGAACCAAGUGGUGUGUCUGGAAGUGUGCGCUCUGCUCCGUAUGAGCCACCUGAAACACAUCGACCUCAGGCUCAAUGGACUACGCUGCGUGAAAAGUGAGUCUCCGGAGGCCGUGACCCAGCUGACCCACCUAGACCUGAGGGACAACUGUUUGGACUCACUGGACCUCGCUUCCGUCCGCAGCCUGGAGACUCUCCACUGCCAACGUAACCAGCUGAGGGCGCUGACGGUUGGCGGUGCCGCGCUGCACAAGCUCCACGCUGGCAACAACCGCCUCAGCGCAGUCAGCGUUUUCCCAGUCCCAAACCAACUGACACACUUGGAUUUAUCACAGAACCUUCUGGAGCGGCUACCAGACUGGGUGUGUGACUGCAGAAAAGUGGAGACGCUGGAUGUCACCCACAACCUCCUGACUGAGCUUCCAUCUAGAAGGCCUUCAUGCACAUGCGGGUGUAUCCAUUGCGACGCCUCUUCCAGGUUGCUCAACAGCUUGAGUUUGAGGAAGCUUUUGGCGGGGAACAAUCGCUUGCAGAGAUUGCCUGACCUGCUGGACCACGUCCCCCUGGAAGUUCUGGACCUCCAGCACAACAAGCUAGGAGAACUCCCGGAGAGUCUCUUCUUCAAGGCCUUGAAUCUCAAACAUUUGAACGCGUCAGCCAAUAACCUGGAAAGUAUUCCUCCCAUCGGCCAAUCGGACGACAGCCUAAGCACGCUGCAGGAACUCUACCUGACCGGGAACAACCUGAAUGAAAACUGCGGCGCUCUGCUGGUUGGACACCACAACCUGAGGGUCCUGCACAUGGCCUACAACCAGCUGCUCUCAUUCCCUGCCAGUAAACUGAGUAAGCUGGAGCUGCUCGAGGAGCUCAAUCUAAGUGGCAACAAGCUGAAGAGCAUCCCCUCCACGGUGUCCAGCUGCAAGAGACUUCACACCCUCAUAGCGCACUCCAAUCACAUUACCGUCUUCCCGGAGAUCCUCAACCUUCCUGAAAUCAAGCUUGUGGAUCUGAGCUGUAACGAGUUGACUGGAAUCCAACUGCCCGAAUCGCUGCCGCCCAGCCUCCAGGAGCUGGAUUUGACGGGCAAUGGCAGCCUGAUGCUGGAACACAAAACUCUUAAUCUCUUCAGUCAUAUCACCACAUUAAAAUUGGACCAGAAAUCGACCACAACAGCAGAUUUGCAAAACGCCUCCGCUCCCUGGAGCCACGGGUACUGUGAAAUGAGCGGCCAAAGGAACAAGUUGUGUGUGUCCAUGCUGGCCAUCGACCGCCUUGGUGACAGCGUGGAAGCGUGCUACGGUAUUUUCGACGGGGACCGCAACGAGGAGGUGCCCCGGCUGCUGCAGUGCACCAUGGGUGACGUGCUCUGCGAGGAAGUGCAACAUUCCAGUAUUGACAGCGUGUACAUGAGCAAUACAUUCCUAACCUCACACAGGAAACUGGGUAUGGCCGGCCAGAAAUUGGGUGCCUCCGCCUUGCUGUGUUAUAUCCACCAUGAGUCCUCAGAGCCGGGAGGCUUCCUCAGCGUGACCGUGGCCAACGUGGGCACCUGCCAGGCCGUCCUGUGCCGGGACGGCCGACCCGUAUCCCUCUCAAAGGUGUACAGCUUGGAAAACUGCACUGAGGAGAUGGAGAGAGUCAAACUCGGCAAAGCCAUCAUUACUGAGGAUAACAAAGUGAGCGGUGUGACAUGCUGCUCCCGCCUGCUGGGUUGCUCUUAUCUGUCUCCCUGGGUGCUUCCGAAGCCCUGGGUGCACACCGAGCCGCUCUCGUCCCAGGACGACUUUCUGAUCCUGGGGAAUCGAGCGCUCUUUGAGCGGGUGUCUUACCAAGAAGCUGUUUGCACGGUUCAGGCCGUGCGGGAUCCGCGGGCCGCCGCCAAGAAGCUCUGCACGCUGGCCCAGAGCUACGGCUGCAAGGACAACAUCGGCGCCGUGGUGGUGGCCUUGAACAUCGCCGAGGACAGCUGCACCUGCGAGCCACCGGUCUAUACCACUGAACCGCGGGGUCUCCCUCAUGUCACUUUCCCUGUGUCCAUGACGCCAGCUCCUAGUGACACAGCCACCCUGUCAUCCACUAGCGGGGUCGUGUCUGAAUUCAACAGUGAAACGUCAGCGUCGGAGGUGGGCAGCGAGGCGGGCUCCACUGCCUCCGACGAGCACCCGAACGCAGGGGCUGCGCCGCGCCCCGAGAGACGUUGCAGCCUGCACCCCGGCACGACGCUGUGCGUUAUCAUGGUCCCGGGCUCGGUCGGGCUGGGGAGCCACAUGGGCCUGUUCCAGCGGCAACCUUCCUCCGCCACUUUCUCGAGCAACCACUCUGACAACGGCUUGGACAGCGACGAUGAGACCCCACUGGAGGGCGUCAUCUCCAACGGCAGCAAGUUAGAAGUGGAGGUGGACAUCCACUGCUGCGCUUUCCAGCUGCGGCCUGGGACCUCCGAGAGCCUGAAAGACUCGGACUUUGAAAAGGGAGGUUCCGAUUAUCCUAACGGCAAGAUGCGCAGACAGAACAGCGUGGUGGUCUCCGCCACAAACGGCUGCCUGCUGGCUGUUUGCGGAAGAGAGAUCGCGGACCUGAAGAAGUCCCCUUCGGCUUCGUGCCUGUUCGGAAAGAAGCCGUCCAACGGUUCGGUGGUGGCCUCCGAGGACAGUCAUAACCUCAUCGAGGUGGCCCUGGAGGCGCCCAAGAAGAAGUCCGGCUAUUUCACCGCGCCCGCACAGCAGGACCCCGAAGACCAGCUGAUUGUGCCUCCUUGUCUGGAGCAGGAAGUACGGGAGCAGUUAAAAGGUCAGAGCCCUCUCGUCUCAGGCCCCUCUGCGCCACCCACGCCCCCUCCCUUAAAAGACGCAGGGUGGGAUCAAUCGCACCCUCCUCCUCCCUUAACCCCGAACCCGGCGCCAGGUCCUGGAGUGAUCCCAAUCAUAAAGCCUGAGGUCUAUGACACUGCCCUCUGAAAGGGGGAACACCAUGCACAACGUGGCUGCCAAGCUGUUACUGUGCCACCCUAGGGAAGUAGAAACGAUGAAUUUAAAGGGGACUCCACUUUGUGACUCUAGCCUAAAAGUACGCGUUUCAAUCGCCACCAAGCGUAUCCUUUACCUUGGGAAAAAUCUCACUUUGGGUUUGUGCAGGAAUGUGCUCAGCGCAGGUCAUAUUCUUGUAGUAAAAGUGCCUACGGCAAACGACUCAGCCUCAAGAGUUCCCAGGCUACACGGCUGUUUUAGAGUAGACCUUCUUAUACCGGAAGGAAGGAGGGGACAACAUGGCUGACGCAGCCAGUCCUCCUCCUGUAGCUUCAAUGAACAUUACGAAUGCCGUUCAGUCUCGUACCGCCGCUCCCAUCAAGCUUCAUUUUUUUUUUUUUUUUUUUAUCCGCCAUAAAACGGUUUUGGGAACCGUGGACCCUGGUCUGUCUUGAGUUUCCAUCGCGGGGGGUGAUGACGGUUGAUUGUGUGGAUUGCCAAAGCUCAGGACGAGUCAAGCUUUUGCACAUUCGAAACUGAAAAAUGAGGUUUGCUUUGAUAUUCUGCAAUUUUUGUUUAUUCAACAUGCUAAAACCCGAUCCAACAAACAUCAAGAUCAUUUUUGUGAGGUGAAACGUUGCGCCCACCUACCAGACCAGUCACUAUGCCGUUCUGUUUGGAAGGGUGCUAAAUACUAGUAUUCAUAGUAAUGCACCUGGGCUCCAUGCCAAAAUCUAAUGAAGUCAUUCAACUGUGCAAAGCCGAAAACAAACAAACAAAACCGAAAAAUCAACUCGGUUAUCGUUGCUUGAUCUACAUUUCAGUCCAAAAACGUAUGGAGGCGUGACGGUGACAUUUUUGAAGCACAUUUCCGCUGUUUACCGUGCCGUGCGAUAUCAAAUAUCUCAGCUCGUGACAAAAAUGCUACAUAAUAAAUACGACGACAAAGUCAAUUCACGUCCUUCCAGGAAACUUCAGUCGUCAUUUUUCACGUUUCCAAAUAUUUAAAGAGCACGCCGCAUAUUCAUGGUUCGGCAUUUGCAAAUUCCCUUUUUUGGGUUGAGGGGGUGGGGACCUAUUUGCAGUUUUGGUGGUCAGGCCAGACCCAUGUCUAAUUUUUAUCUGGUGGUAUCUCAGGGUCAGGGCAACUAUGUUGAAGUGAGGGGAAAGAACUUCCAUCUUGUCUCCGCAUAGCCUAGUUUAAUAGAAAAAAAGUGUUUUGUCACCAUCUUGUGGUUACUCGCUGAUUUUUGCUUUCGAUUUGUAUCCAUGAUCUCCGAAAAUCUUUACUACCCCCCCCCCCCCCACCAACAAAGAGGCAAAGCACUAAUUUCGUCUCGUCUACAUGAAACUUUCAUUUACUACAGCAUACAGCCACAAGAUGGUGCCAAAGCACAGCUUUUGGCCAAACAACUCCCUUUAAUCCACUUCAACACAGUUCCUAGGUCAUGAGAUGCCACAAGAUGGCAGCAAAAGACUUACUUUUUUGUCUGAAUGAAACCAUUUCAUUGACUUGAAUUGAGUUCCCCCUCGAAAUCCACAAAUAGGUGAAUUUGUGAAUGACGAGCCCCAAAUAUGAGAGGUCAUUUUUAUUUGUGACAAUCUCCCCUUGUACUCUCUGGUACUGCCAAUAUAUAUAUUUUUUUUUGCAGCUGCAUUGUUUUAAUUGUUAGGUGAACAUAAUACAUGCCAAUGACUUGGUUCCUGGUGCCAAAAGUUUUUUUUUUUUUUUUAAAGAAGACCAAAGUCAGGUACUUGCACGUGCCAAUCGUUGGCACAGUUGUGGCAUUCCAUAGUUUUGACUUUCCCUUUUCGCCUUAAAGCAUCGCCGCUCAGUAUUUGUUCAAAGGAAGAAGAGCCAUCGAUUGAGUCCCGCUCAUGUUGUCCUAUUUUCUUUGAAGCCUUAAUUGUCUUUCUCCUGUUACUUGUCAACGUCACGGAUUCAUCACGAAUUACUAAAGCACUUUGUACUAACUUCAGUAUGGGAGAAUGUGAUCGACUUUGCGUACUCGAGUUCAAAUGAGACUAUCGUACUUAUAGAAUGAGUACUGAGAGACGUUUAUUCCCUUCCAGUUUUCCUCCUCUAUUCAUUUUGACCAUGAUCUCAAGUCUGGCAAGAAUCAUCCUGCAAUACAAGGAACUGUUCUCGGUCAAAAAUCCUUGCACAACUGCACAUGAGUACGCUUAAUAAAAUGUGAAACUGAAUCAAGAGGCACAGUUUGCAUUGUUAUAUGAAUUCAACUGAAAUAAAUGAGGAAGAAAAAAAAAACACCACUCAAGUUGUAAUUUCGCUAUAGAGAUCGUGCACGUGAAGUCACCAUUUCCACGGUGCCAUAUUGUCAAAAAGAGCUGCUCGACAUUGUGGGGGACAUUGAACCGGAGCAGAAUAUCCACAACGACCGAGACUUGUUGUGCUGUUGGUUGUUACAACAGAUGAGACGGAUAAUGAAAGAGAUCAUUCUAUGGAAUACCAGCUGAAAAGACCAGAAAAGAUCGAUGGAUUUCAGCAAUUAAACGUGAUGGAUGGUGCCCAAGCAAACUACUUCCUUUCAGGUAGGAAUUAUUCUUUUCAAUAUCAAAUUCCAAAGAAGUAUUUAUUAUG